Strongylus vulgaris is the source of this 2385-nucleotide messenger RNA. The record is from the annotation of a GenBank genome assembly. NCBI's taxonomy places the organism in Eukaryota, Metazoa, Nematoda, Chromadorea, Rhabditida, Strongylidae.
AUGAGCAGCUCCGUUACAACAAUUCCAAGUACUCAUACAACAUUCGUGCCCUCCACUAUUACGCUUCCAUCUACUACCACUCGCCCUUCUCAUUGCUGUCCAACAACUGGACUAUGGAGUGAAUGGGCCACUUCUCAAAACUGCUCGGACACUUGUGGUUCAUGCGCUCAAUUGGUGUAUCGUCGCAAGUGCCUGACAGAAAGUGAUGGAUGCCCCUGCAGUGGAGAUGACGUCAAAAUUGAGAAUUGCAACAUUGGUGUCUGCUAUUAUCCUCGCGACUCCUGUUGCUCCCCAUACGUGUCAACUGUCAUUAACGGACGACAUGCUUGUGGCCCUCAACCAAAUAUUACCGAACCUCCGACUGAUACUUCAUGCUGCCCAACAAACGGAUUCUGGGCAGAUUGGGGUGAAUGGAGCGGAUGUAUUGGUGCUGGUUGUUUCAAGUGUGGAACAGCAACAAGAACUAGAAGCUGUGCAUCAGAUUCUUAUGGGUGUUCUUGUAUUGGAGAUAGUAAAGAGACGCAAAGCUGUGUUGUGAUGGCGACAUGGAGCGAGUGGACCGUGGUAAUGUCUUGUAACACAACCUCUUGUGGAUCAUGCGAUUAUGAGAGAAGGAUUAGAAAAUGCAAUGGCGAAAACGGAUGCAUUUGCACGGGCUCAGACGAGAUGACUACUAUUUGUAAUACUGCGCCCUGCACAAAGUCCAACAACACCUGCUGCUCUGGGUUUAGCUUAAUGGACCAGAACGGAUUAAAAAUUUGCGGUCCUCUGGGAACUGUACCUGCUAUACCAGAACUACCAAAGUGCGAAAAUGGGAGCUGUUGUGUGAUAGGAGGUGUAUGGAGUGAAUGGUCCAGCGGAAACACUUGCUCUGACACUUGUGAGGACCUAGCACAAAGAGCGCAGAAUGUGCACCAACACCAUGCCUAUAUCCUCGUGCAUCGUGUUGUGGAAAUCGUACGAAAGUAUUAUCUGCGCAAAAAACCUUCCAGUGCUCGAAAAUGGAUGACAACAGUCCGCCUGCAUCGGAUUUCUGCUGGACGUGUUGUCCGCCCUCUGGAGGCUACUGGUCAGAAUGGACAGAAGGAGGGACCUGUGGAGAUACAUGCGGUUCCUGCGCCCAGGUUACACAGCAGCGUACCUGCCUUACAGAAGCUCAGGGAUGCGCAUGCAGGGCCAUCUUCGCGUCAAAAGAAUUGCAACAUUGGCGUCUGCUACUAUCCCCGCGAUUCCUGUUGUUCGCCCUAUACUUCUACGAUGAUGGGUGGCAUUCUCGAUUAUAGCCAAACUAUACGACACCGCUGGUUCCUUACGAUCCCUACUGCAAUAAUACAUGUUGUCCGGAAAAUGGAGUAUGGUCAGAAUGGACUGAAACUCCAAACCAAUGCGCAGAUUACUGCGGUUCAUGCGGAAACACUACAAAAACGAGAACAUGCCUAUCAGAGGCUAACGGCUGUCCAUGCAACGGGGUUAGUACAGUUACGGCUCCGUGCAACAUUGAAGUUUGCUAUUACCCAAGGUUGUCAUGUUGUCCAGGCUUUGAAUCAACCAUUAUCAACGGAAAACACUCCUGUGGACCACAGCCUCCUCCCCCCGCAGAUCCGCCGUACGUUAACACUUGUGGAGUCAACUGUUGCCCAACGCAAGGUUGCUUACCAGUAUAUAAUUUUGCCAAGUAUAUUCGAAGGAGGCCGGCGUUUGAUACCUGAGCCCUCUCGCCGAAGGAGUGCUAGUGACGCAGUGCAGAACCAAGUCUGUGGAACAAGCGUAUGUCUAUUUCCAAGAUCUUCAUGCUGUCCUGGUUUCACUAAGAAAGUUGAUACAGCCACAAAGUCUUUCUAUUGUGGUCCACUUCCAGCAGAGCCAGUGUUUAACCCAGAACAAACUACAUGCUGUGAUCCCGAGAAGAUGGGCCUUUGGAAUCAAUGGACAGAAUGGUCAAAAUGUACUUCCGACUGUGGCCUUUGCGGCACACAGACACGUAAUCGUACGUGUGCAUCACAACCAUACGGCUGUCCAUGCACAGGAACCACUACAGAAACUAAAAAAUGUGGACAAGCAGCCUGCACUACUGGUCAAGCGUGUUGCACCGGUUACCCCGCUGUUGGUUAUGAUGGCGCGGAGUUUUGCCAGCCAAACCCGCCCAUACAAUGCCCGGGAGCAUGGACAGAAUGGAAGACAGAAGCAGGUGCAACUUGUAAUGACACGUGUGGAAUGUGUGGUGUGAUAGCGUCAUAUCGUUACUGUUGGCCAUCGGGGUGCCAGUGCACAGGAGCAUUCAAAUCAAACCAACCAUGUGCACCUGCAGUAUGCACUUACCCCAGAUCGACCUGUUGUGCUCCGUAUGUUAAAAAGAUCGUUGACAAGCAGUUCGUCUGCGGUUGA